This is a messenger RNA of Verruconis gallopava, 1480 nucleotides long. RefSeq lists its product as uncharacterized. The coding region runs from base 298 to 1059 and encodes 253 amino acids. The transcript has a single exon. The record is from RefSeq and is a predicted model, not a curated record. Gene Ontology annotation, molecular function: acyltransferase activity, transferring groups other than amino-acyl groups. Lineage: Eukaryota; Fungi; Ascomycota; Dothideomycetes; Venturiales; Sympoventuriaceae.
CGUCAGGCCGGACAGCCGUCUUCUUCACCGUAUCCACCGCCUGCGUUUGCCGCGUUUCUCUUCUUGUUUUCUGCUCAGAUCUUCUGCUCCAGCCAAGCGAGCAAACGCUGGCCUUGGCAAACGCCCGUUGCACCUGGUCUGGCUCCAGCUCGUCACACGGCGGCCGAAUAUAAAUCCAGCUUUCCGCCUGCUUCUCUUCUCAAGUCCGGCCACGCACAGGCGCUGAUAGACCGCACGAGACGAGCCUGCAAGACCUUCGAAGCAAAGAGCAUCGUCAUCACCGUCGUCCUCUCCACCAUGGCCACGCAGUUCGUCAGCUUUCAACCUCCACCGGGAGCCUCCCUCCGCGACUACGACCGCUCACUGCCUCCGUCCCGUCAGCCAGCCAGCGUCCCGCCCGUCUUCGUCGAAGCGAUGCAGGUUCGCGAGGAAGUGUUUGUCAAGGAGCAGGGCGUGCCGCUUGCCAACGAGCUCGACGAGGACGACCCCCGCUCGUUUCACUGGGUCGUGUACGCGAGCGUGGGCAGCACAUCCUCCGCAAGCCCCACUACCAUGGGCCCAAUCAACAGCGGCAGUGCGAGCGACGAACGCCGCAGAAGCGAGAGCACGGCGACAAAGGUGCCUGUGGGAACGAUCAGGCUUGUCCCCCCGCCACAUCCACCCCACGUCGUGGAGGGCGGUGCGCACUUGGAGGAGCCACGGGAGCCGUACGUCAAGCUGGGCCGCCUAGCCACCCUGUCCGCGUACCGUGGACUGGGACUGAGCAGGCUGCUCAUCAACGCGGCGAUCAACUGGGCGAAAGAGCAUGCGGAUGACAUUCUUCCCCGGCCUUCGCCUGCCCAAGUCGAGGCGGCUAAGCAGGAGGGCAGGCCGGAGUGGAUGCCAUGGCGCGGUCUGAUUCUUGUGCAUGCGCAGGUUCAGGUGCAGAAGCUGUGGGAGGGUUUCGGAUUCGUUAAGGACGAGAGCAUGGGAACUUGGGUCGAGGAAGGUAUUGAUCACGUCGGGCUGUGGCGAAAGGUUGAGGUCAAAGGCGACGGUCCGAAGACAAGCCUGACGUGAACACCGUACACUCCGACUGGUGGAAAAACAAAUUAUAAAAAAAAGGAAGGAAGGAGAGGAACAUGUACAGAGCCGAGUCUGCAGCAUGGGCUGGAUGGAACUCUGACAAUGCAGACAGGUUGUCUUUUGCUUUUAUGAACAGCACAAAAAAACACGCACCGACAUAAAACGAGAGAAUUAUACCCCCGGGGCAUUCGAAUUUAUGGCGUUGCAUUAUCGGCGGCAGCGGAGGCUGGUUCAGAAAUGAAUUGACGAAUAUGAUAGACCAAACCUUACAAAUAAAGUUUGACAGAUUACAGACGCAAAGAGCGAGAAUCCGACUUGCGACUCCAGGUAGAUAGAAUGAAACACUUUUACCUCCUGUUUAUUCAUCAUUGGGGAUACGUUCAUCGCACACGCUGGAGGACCUCGUCAAAAUUUG